This is a messenger RNA of Linepithema humile (Argentine ant), 2066 nucleotides long. The record is from RefSeq and is a predicted model, not a curated record. NCBI's taxonomy places the organism in Eukaryota, Metazoa, Arthropoda, Insecta, Hymenoptera, Formicidae.
UGAUGCGGUUACCCCCGGUUACUUUUUCUAUUGAUUGGCCAUGCGUGAAUAACGUACUACGUUUAUUCUAUUGAUUAUUUCGUCUCUGUCCAGCCUAGUCAAUGAUAGCGCUAGUCGAACACAGAGUCUACUGUUGAACACCGUUCUUGAAAACCGUUACCGCACUGCGCAUUAAACAGUUUCUUAAAUUUGUUACAUUAAACAUUUGAGUGAUCGGUUUUUCUAGGUGAGUUAUUAAGAAAAUUUACGUGCGAUAUACAUCACGUUGCCAAGUGUCGCAACGUUAAUUUGAUUGUUCACGAUCGACGCAAUGUUCUUUCAUCGAUCUGUUGACGCACGUUCGCCGACUCGUUGAAUACGCUCGGACGUUUUAUUAUAAAAACAUAAGCAAUCGCCGAUAAAGCGAUAAAUUUUUAACGAUCUUGUAUGCAUGACGGUGAGAAUUAUGCGAACAUCACGAGAUAGAUAUGGCACGAUUGUUACGCGAAUGUAACAACUUCCAACUUAAAAAUAACAACGAGAGCGAAGCGCUCAAGCCGUACGCGUGCACACCCAAGUAUUGUCUGUAUUGCUGUUGUAACUCGCAGUGUUGCUUCGUAGUGCAACGGCGACCACCACGUCAUCUUUGGGAAGCCUGGUACUUUUGGCUAGGCGUUGCUUUGGUCGCUGUUUUUGUCAUUUGUUCGGUGAGCAGCUACAUAGUCAAUAAUUACAGACAUAACAUUCAAGGUAUUCGAUUCCGACAAAAUGUCAACGGUAACGGACGGGAGUUGAAUCAAUUGAGAACCAAUCAGGACCAAAUAUCUGUUAGCAUAAUUUCCACGACGGGAAUGUUUUCGUCUCAAAAAAAGAUGUUGGUCGUUGGCGCGCAGCCGAACGUCACGCACAUGAGUAAGAGAGAGCAGCGUCUUCCUCAUUUAGCAUUAAUCUAUAGUGAUUUGCAUAUAGUAUUGGAUUGUGUAAUAAUUUCGGAAUUUUCAAAACGUAUUGAAAAAUUUGAAAUUACUUAUUACACAAACCCAAUAUAUUUGAGUGACGUUAGCAAAUCUAAAUUAACAAUGAAAAAGUGUUGAAAUGCUUAUAAUCUUAUUACGCAUAUUUAAUUGCUCAAUCGUAAACUUGCAAUUUUUACAACUAUCUUACGCAUUUAUGUAUUACUGAAACAUAGAAAUUAUUGAUUUACAUUUCAGCACCCGUCGUGGCAUAAUAAAUGUUACUUGGCGUGACACAUCGCCACGAUCGACUGGGAAAUGUGACGCUAAACUUAUGUCUGCUUUAAACCGUCUACGUGGUAAUCUACGUCAUUGAUUGCCGUAAUCAUCUUUUCCAUUAACUUUGAUGAAAGUAGCGCGGUGUUUCAAGCGGGCUCGUUCACGUCGCCGACAAUAAUCUGCCGCUCGAAUUCACGUAAGAUGUAAUGCCGCGGCGACGCGCAGCUUGCGCGUACAUGUGUGAAGGUAGCGACGUUCUUUCUCGAAGCCAUUACGAGAGAAUUACAGGCUUCACGAACCGCUCUCGUCGCAUCUCACAGUGAUUUCGUGAGAUCGCGUCGAUCAAUUUAAACGAUUAACGCAUAUUCUCUCGAGCAACAUUUCACCAGUCACCGGUACAGCGGAUGGCGAUAACCAGGAUAACGAUAUAGCCGCGUUCUUUAGUCCUAAGUUCCCCUCGCAUACCCGUGGAAUAACCUGCUCGAAACCCGUUCUUCGCGUCGACCCGACCGGGCGCAAUUCUCGCCGACAAUUAAGAGGACAUGCUCUUGUCCGCAUGAUCGUUGUGUUUGAGCGGAGAGGACGAGAAUGCAGAAGUUAAUUAAAACGGACAAUCCCGCUCGCAGCGACGAUUCUCCCUUUCCCUCACAGUUAAACUCACAACAUGAAUAAAAGAUAUGAUCUUUGUACGAAGUCGCAAAUGAAAAGAAACUACUAUUUCCAUCCAAUCAAAAAUACCGCAGUGGAAAAUAAGUUUUUCCUCGCAAUAAAAGCAAGAUAACCGCGUAUGCAUGUGUUCACGCGCGAGAAACGUAUGUUAUUCAUAUAGCAACCGUAGCAACCGUUGCAAAUCGA